Passer domesticus (house sparrow) is the source of this 3575-nucleotide messenger RNA. It is a transcript of the gene POLD1, whose product is annotated as DNA polymerase delta 1, catalytic subunit. Gene Ontology annotation, cellular component: delta DNA polymerase complex. The record is from RefSeq and is a predicted model, not a curated record. Gene Ontology annotation, biological process: base-excision repair, gap-filling; nucleotide-excision repair, DNA gap filling; DNA-templated DNA replication. Gene Ontology annotation, molecular function: DNA-directed DNA polymerase activity; 3'-5'-DNA exonuclease activity; protein binding. Lineage: Eukaryota; Metazoa; Chordata; Aves; Passeriformes; Passeridae.
CCCCCUGCCAGCCCUGCGGCGCCGGGCGCAGCUGCGCGCGGCCAUCGCGGCGUUCCGGCAGCGCCGGGACCUGGAGGCGGCCUGGCGCACGCUGAGCGCGGCCUGGGCCCCGCCUUCUUCCGCCAGCGCCGCCCCGCGCAGCGCGCCGCGCUCAAGAGCCACGUGUUCCGGUACCUGCGGACGCUGCUGCCCGAGAGCGGCUUCAGCAUCCAGCGCUGCACGCGCUACAGCCGCGACACCAACGGCGCCAGGGUGGUGGCCACGCGCACCUGGCACAAGCACGAGACGCUGGAGCUGCUGGGCGGCUGCGGCGUGGAGCUGCGGGGCUCGGACCGGGCGCUGCUGCGGGCGGGCGACAACGACUUCAGCCUCAUGUACUCCACCCGCCGCAGGAGAACCCAGCUCUGGCUGGGGCCCGCUGCCUUCAUCAACCACGAUUGUCGGCCAAACUGCAGGUUCGUGUCGGCGCCGGGCGGGGCGCGGGUGCAGGCGCUGCGGGACAUCCCCCCCCGGGCAGAAAUCACCUGUUUCUAUGGCGACGGCUUCUUCGGAGAGGGCAACCGCGGCUGCGAGUGCCGCACCUGCGAGAGGUACCCCGAAAACACACAGGGGCACCCCAAAAACACACAGGGACCCCGAAGCAUUCUGGGCUUCCAGGGGGGUCUGCAGCCCCUCUUUGUGCGGGUCGGGGUCUCCUGCCCCGCCUGGUUCCCCCGCCCGGGCCGCCUCCUGGAGCGGGGGCUGCGCGGGGGGGGGCUGGGGGUGCACCCCGCGCCCCCCUACGAGGCCAACAUCGACUUCGAGAUCAGGUUCAUGGCCGACUCGGGCCUGGUGGGCUGCUGCUGGGUCGGAGCUGCCCCCGGGGGGCUUCCGCUGGAGGGGGGACCCCCCAAAACCCCCCGGAUUCACCCCAAAACGCCCCCGGGGACCCCCAGAGCCCCCCCGGGGACCCCCCCCAAGGCCAGCCUGUGCCAGCUGGAGGCCGACGCCGCCUGGGGGGCCCUGCGGGGGCACCCCCCCGAGGGGCCCUGGCUGGGGCUGCCCCCCCUGCGGCUGCUGAGCCUGGACAUCGAGUGCGCCGGCAGGAAGGGGGUGUUCCCUGAGCCGCAGCAGGACCCGGUGAUCGCCAUCGCGGCCGUGGCGCUGCGGCAGGGCGCGCGCGAGCCCUUCCUCAGGGUGGUGUUCACCCUGCUCAGCUGCGCCCCCGUGCGCGGGGGCACGGUCAGGAGCUUCGACAGCGAGAAGGACCUGCUGCAGUCGUGGGCGGAGUUCGUUCGGAGUGACCCCGACGUGGUGACGGGCUACAACAUCCACAACUUCGACCUGCCCUACCUGAUCCAGAGGGCCCAGGUGCUGCAGGUGUCGUCGUUCCCGUACCUGGGCCGCGUGCGGGGGGUCCCGUCCCAGGUGAAGGACUCGGCGUUCCAGAGCCGCCAGCUCGGCCGGCGCGAGGGCAAGGUGGUGAACACACCUGGGAGGGUGACCCUGGACAUGCUGCAGGUGCUGCUGAGGGAGCACAAGCUGCGCUCGUACUCGCUGAACGCCGUCAGCGCGCACUUCUACGAGCAGAAGGAGGACGUGCCCCACGGCAUCAUCACCGAGCUGCAGAACGGCGACGCGCAGACGCGGCGCCGCCUGGCGCUGUACUGCCUGAAGGACGCCGUGCUGCCGCUGCGGCUGCUCGAGCGCCUGAUGACGCUGGUGACGCUGGUGGAGAUGGCGCGGGUGACGGCCGUGCCCCUCAGCUACCUGCUCACUCGCGGCCAGCAGGUCAAGGUGGUGGCGCAGCUCCUGCGGCAGGGUGACGGUGGGGACGCCAUGCAGGAGGAUUUGCUGCUGCCGGUGGUGAAGUCGGAAGGGGGAGAGGAUUUCGAGGGGGCCACGGUGAUCGAGCCCCUCAAGGGGUACUACGACGUGCCCAUCGCCACGCUGGAUUUCUCCUCUCUGUACCCGUCGAUCAUGAUCGCCCACAACCUGUGCUACACCACCCUGCUGCCCCCGGGGGGCCCCCAGAAAUUCGGGCUGGGCCCCGAGGAUUUCAUCCGCACCCCCACGGGGCAGCUGUUUGUGACCCCCCGGGUGCGCAGGGGCGUCCUGCCCCGCGUCCUGGAGGGGCUGCUGGCCGCCAGGAGCAGGGUGAAGGCGGCGCUGGCCGAGGAGCAGGACCCCGAGCGGCGCCAGGUGCUGGACGGGCGGCAGCUGGCGCUCAAGGUCAGCGCCAACUCCGUCUACGGCUUCACCGGGGCGCAGGCCGGGCGCCUGCCCUGCCUCGAGAUAUCCCAGAGCGUCACCGGCUUCGGGCGCCAGAUGAUCGAGAAAACCAAACAGCUGGUGGAGAGCAAGUACCCGGACGUGCAGGUAACACACCUGGCACAGGUGGUGUACGGGGACACGGACUCGGUGAUGUGCCGCCUGAGCGUGCCCUCGGUGCCCGAGGCGGCCGCCCUGGGCCGCGAGGUGGCCACCUGGGUGUCCGGCCACUUCCCCUCCCCCAUCCGCCUGGAGUUCGAGAAGGUGUACCUGCCCUAUUUGCUGAUCAGCAAGAAACGCUACGCCGGGCUCUGCUUCCCGGGGGGCUCCGGGGGGACCCCGAAAUUGGACUGCAAGGGGCUGGAGGCCGUCAGGAGGGACAACUGUCCCCUGGCUGCCAACCUGGUGACGGCCUGCCUCCGGAGGAUCCUGCUGCACAGGGACCCCCAGGGGGCCGUGGCCCAUGCGCAGGAGGUGAUCUCAGACCUGCUCUGCAACCGCAUCGACAUCUCCCAGCUCGUUAUCACCAAGGAGCUGACGAGGGCGGCCAACGCCUACAGCGCCCCCCAGGCCCACGUGGCCCUGGCUGAGAGGCUGCGUCGCCGUGACCCCGGCAGCGCCCCCAGCCUGGGGGACCGGGUGCCCUACGUCAUCGUCAGCGGCGCCCGCGGCCAGGCCGCCUACACCCGCUCCGAGGACCCGGUGUUCGCGCUGGAGCAGAACCUGCCCAUCGACACGCGCUACUACCUGGAGCAGCAGCUGAGCCGGCCCCUGCUGAGGAUCUUCGAGCCCAUCCUGGGCGAGGGCCGCGCCCAGGCCGUGCUGCUGCAGGGGGAGCACACUCGCUGCAAGACCCUCCUGACCGCCCGCUCCGGGGGUCUCUGCGCCUUCACCUCCAAGCGCAGCAGCUGCGUCGGCUGCCGGGCCCUGCUGCCCCACCACGGUGCAGUUUGCGAUUUCUGCCGCCCGAAGGAAUCCGAGCUCUACCAGAAAGAGGUGUCGCAGGUGUGGCACCUGGAGCGCAGCUUCGCGCGGCUCUGGAGCCAGUGCCAGCGCUGCCAGGGCUCGCUGCUGCAGGACGUGCUCUGCACCAGCCGGGACUGCCCCAUUUUCUACAUGCGCCGCAAGGUGCAGAAGGACCUGGAGGCGCAGCAGGAGCUGCUCCGGCGCUUCGGCGACCACGACUGGUGAAAAACCCCAAAAACGCCCCAAAACUGCCCCAAAAAAUUCCAAAAUUUGGGAUUUUCGGGGAUUUUCGGGGCGGGUUCUCAGCCCCUGCCCCGGUUUUUUGUACGGAGAUUUAAUAAAAAGAUGAUUUUUAGUAA